UGACAGUAUCAAGAAAAACAAAAAGAAAAUAAAAAAUAUAUCAAACUGGAGAAAAUUUUGUCAAGUUUAUUAAAAAAAUUAGAAAUUUAAUUAAAAAAUUGCUUUCGGAAGCAAAACAAACUGGUAUAUUUGCAAAUAAAGUCUUUAUAUAUUGUUUGUAAAAAGCAAAAUAUCAAACAAUGGCCGCUUUAAAGUGAAAAAACUGAAUUUUAUAUUUUGUGAAAAAAGGAAGGCGUAACAAAGCAAAUAUCUAGUCACCAGGAGAGUUAGUCAGAAAGAUAAUUCUCAAGAAAAGCAUACAAAAAUCCAAUAAGAAUUUUCCGAUUAAUUUACUAAAAUCUCCUUACACUCACUUAAGCAAAAUCUUACCCAUGAGCAACUAUAGACAUCACGGAGGUGGUGGUGGGUAUUGUGGUAUAGAAGUACGCGACAUGCAUCCAAGAAUUUCUAAUAAUUUCACUUAUGUUAGCUCAUGUGUCAAAUACAUGAUCUUUAUGUUGAAUUUUAUAUUUUGGCUUUUCGGUGGCCUCUUAUUGGCCAUUGGCCUGUACGCUUUUAUGGAUAAAUGGGAGUCCACCGGUUGGGUACGCUUGGAAAGUUUUUAUGAUGUUAUCCUUAAUAUUUCCUUGGUCAUGAUGAUUGCUGGUGUUGUGAUAUUUGUUGUCAGUUUUGCUGGCUGUUUAGGUGCUUUGCGUGAGAACACUUGUUUACUUAAAUUCUAUUCCAUGUGUCUGUUGCUUUUCUUUCUAAUGGAGAUGGCUAUUGCCAUAAUGGGCUUUGUAUUUCCACAAAAUAUGAAUACCUUUUUGGAGGAUACGUUCACCGAUAAAAUUAUACACUCGUAUCGUGACGAUCCGGAUUUGCAAAAUUUUAUUGAUUUCGCUCAGCAAGAAUUUAAAUGCUGUGGUUUAAGCAAUGUUGGCUAUCAAGAUUGGAGCAAAAAUGAAUAUUUCAACUGUUCUUCACCAUCGGUUGAGAAAUGUGGUGUUCCCUACAGCUGUUGCAUUAAUGCUACCGACAUUAGUUCUGGCCUUGUCAACAUUAUGUGCGGCUAUGGUGUACAAGAACACUCGGUUGCUGCCGCUAGUAAACGUAUCUGGACAAGUGGUUGUAUUGAAGUUGUUCGCGUUUGGGCUGAACGAAAUCUGUAUGUUAUUGCUGGUGUUGCAUUAGGUAUAGCUUUGAUACAAUUAUUUGUUAUUUAUUUGGCCAAAACAUUAGAGGGACAAAUAGAUUUGCAAAAAUCACGUUGGUCUGCGUGAAAUCAAUAGUAGAUGAUGAAGUGAUGUGAUGAUGUUAACCGUAAUAUUUCUUUAAUUAUUUUUUCACUUUACAAAUAUUUACGAUUCGAUAGAUUACAGUAUGCAUUUUAUACUGCCUUGCUCAAUAACAGUUUACGUAAAAAGAGUGCUAAUUAUUAGAGUGCUCAUCAGUUAUUAGGUUAAAAUUUAGUUUAUCUUUAUUUUUAAUUUUUUCCUAAAAGACAACUGAAAUUUUCUUUCUCUUUGUUUCUAGGAAUAUUUUAUUUUUCAAUAAGUUUACAUACUUUAGUUUAAUGUCUAUAAAAUUUUUCAAGAUCUUCCCUCAUUUUUAUUUCUUUAUUAGUGGAAACCAUAAACAAUAACGUGCAAACAAAAUUUUAUUACAAAUUGCCAAAGAAAAGUGCAUUUUUCUCUAAUUCUACAAUAAAAAACUACACAAAUUUUAUUUUCUAUUAUUCUUUUGAGAAAAAUUAUAUAUUUUGUUUAUUUUAUAAGCGCAAUAGUAAUAUAAGUAAUAGAAAUUUUUUAAAUGGAAUGAUUUAACAUAGCAAAAGUACAUUUUUUCAAAUCAACAAAAAGAAUUUUUAAGCGCUAUAAUAACAAAAUAAUUUUUUAUGGAAUAAUUAAAAUCUCAAUCUAAAAAUUGCCAUUUUUUGUAAAACUAUAAAACUCUGCAAAUUUUAUUGCCUCAGUUUAUUUUGAUAACUCUUAAAGUUUUUUACUCACUUGAAAAUAAACUUUUGUUUGACAAAAGUAUUGGCCAAUUUUCCAUGUUAUAAACCCUCAAAUAAAAUUAAUUAAAUAUUCAGUAAAAUGUUAAUUUUUUAACAAUUAGCUUAAAAAAACUUUAAGAGUUAUUAUAACAACAGAAAAAAAUCCAACUCAAAAUAUAAUCUCAUAAAUACUCAAAUAUAUUCAUAUAUCUGCAUCUUAAAGUAAAAUAAUAAUAAAAAAUACAUUUUAAAAAGUGUUUCAUAAAAGAAUUUUAAUUCCAAAUAAUGUAUGAAACUCAAUAUGAUGACUACCAAACGAAACAUUUCAUGUAAACACUGUUGUUCUUGAACUUUUUUGAAAUCCGAUUUAAUGUAUCCAAAGUAAUUGUUUGUCUUUUCAUCAUUCUAUAUCUCUAAAACAUUUAAAUAACCAGGCAUUCCAUUUUACAAAAAAUCAAAUCAUUUUAAUAUUACUUCUUGUUCAGCAGUGUUUAUAUUUAAAGUUAAUUUAAUUUUGUAAUUGUCAUUAUCUCGUGUAUUUUUAAAAUUAGUGAUUAGUAUUGGAUAAAAAUAUAUAUGUAUUGAAAUAGUAUAUUUAAAAAUAUAAGAAUCUAUAAAAGAGAAUUUUAGGUAUAAACGUUUAUUAUAUGUAGUUUAUAUGUAAUUCAAAUAAAAAUUAAUUAAACAUUCA
Lucilia cuprina (Australian sheep blowfly) is the source of this 2666-nucleotide messenger RNA. RefSeq names its product tetraspanin-33. Gene Ontology annotation, biological process: protein maturation; protein localization to plasma membrane. The record is from RefSeq and is a predicted model, not a curated record. The coding region runs from base 372 to 1262 and encodes 296 amino acids. Gene Ontology annotation, cellular component: membrane. The transcript is spliced from 2 exons. Lineage: Eukaryota; Metazoa; Arthropoda; Insecta; Diptera; Calliphoridae.